Fomitopsis serialis is the source of this 2116-nucleotide messenger RNA. RefSeq lists its product as uncharacterized. Gene Ontology annotation, molecular function: protein binding. The record is from RefSeq and is a predicted model, not a curated record. Lineage: Eukaryota; Fungi; Basidiomycota; Agaricomycetes; Polyporales; Fomitopsidaceae. The coding region runs from base 27 to 1787 and encodes 586 amino acids. The transcript has 4 exons.
CCGGUGCUAGUGACCGCUGGCCGAACAUGCUCGCCUCCUCGUCAAGACAUGCGCUGAAAACAACACAGCGCCAGGCCUCACGGAGCAUACUAGAGGUGUGCAAUGCGCAUGCCUCGUCGUCGGGCCCCGCAGGCGUACAGCAGCAGAGGAAUGCCGCUACUGCGCAGGCUAGCACGAACAAUGGCGGUCUGAGGCAUGGCCCCUACGCCUUCCAGCCCGACCCCCGCUUCCGGCGUGCAGAGGGUACACCACUUGCUCGCUUCAAUAUGCAAAUUGCACACGCGGUCGAACAGCAAAAUUGGGGCAAGGCUUUCAGACUUUGCUUGACCAUGAAACGUCGCGGCGUCGCGCCUGAUAUUACCACGUACGCGCAAAUCAUGACGGCGUGCGCAGAUGUCGGUUCCGCACGAGAGGCGCAGGCAACGUUUGACGAUAUGCUCGCCGUCGGUAUACAGCCCACCCUGCAAAUUUUUCACAAAAUGCUUCAUGCCAAUCGAUAUCAGCCGUCGUCGGCCCUCCUCAAGCUUGUCAAGACAAUGCAGGACCGCGGCAUCAAGCCAAAUGAAGCUACCUAUGAGAUCCUCAUACUGCGCUACCUCUCAGCGCAGCAGCUAGAGCUCGCCUUGCAAAGUCUAGCACAAAUGAAUGCUGCCGGUCUGUCGCCCACCCUAAGAACUGCACAAGCGGUCAUCAAGACUGCCGCUGCACUCAGUCUUCCUCGGCUUGCCCUCGACCUGGCGGAUUCAUUUGAAGAAUCGUCGAUACGACGGCUGGAAGCUGACGUCUGGGUAGACUGCCUUCUCACGUGUGCCGAGUCAUUAUGGGAGGAAGGUGUCUUGCGGACAUGGCAAAAGGUCGUACACGAGCUCAACAUAUUACCCGACGAGGGUCUCUGCGUUCAGGUCCUGCACACUGCCGGCCGCCACGGUCUCUCCGCGCUCGCUCUUGAUGCGUUCCGCGUCCUCGGCCGGAUCGGCGUCAUCUGGCAAGAACACCACUUCGCCCCAGUGAUCGAGGCGCUCUGCAAAGAGAAGCGGAUCAAGGAUGCCCUCGCCAUGCUCGAAAUGAUGCGCAGCCACCAUAUCAUCCCGCUACCAGAGACCACGCUCCCCAUAUCGAACGCAGUCUCGACCAACACGGACGCGGUUGACACCGCGUGGGGCUGCCUGGAGGCGCUGCAUGAGGAGGGCCGCAAGAUAGACAUCAGCGCACUGAACGUGAUCGUACGCGCGUCGGUCAUGCUCGGCGACUUGCAGCGCGCGGUGGGCACGUACAAAGCCGCGGGUUCGCUCAGCUUAUCGCCGGACGUGGACACGUACAACCUCCUCUUCGCAGGCUGCAUCGCCGCGCGGCACCGUCAGCUUGGCGACAAGCUACUCUCAGAGAUGAAGGAGGCGCGUGUGCGCGCGGAUGUGCGCACGUACGAACGGCUCGUCGCGCUCUGCCUCACGCAGGCGAACUACGAGGACGCUUUCUUCUACCUCGAGGAGAUGAAGGCAGAGGGUCAUCUCCCCCCGCGCUCCGUGUACGUCGCGCUGAUCCGCAAGUGCGUCAAGCUCGGCGACACACGGUACAAGCUCGCGUUAGAGGAGAUGCUCGAGUGCGGGUAUGAAGUGUCGGAGGCCCUCCAGCGGUUCAUCGACUCGGGCGGAGAGCAGGAUGAGCCCGAGGGCGCCAAAUACCGCAAAGCGGUCCCACGCACGAAGGUUAUAACGACGCUGCGUGGGGAGUUCAUGAAGGGUGUGACGGGUACCCCGCCGGCAGCCCCGAAGUCGUCUGAGGAUUAAGUUAGCUAGAGUCGAGUUGAACACGGUAAUGCUAGAGUUCUUUGCUCAUCUAUAUCAUACCGGGUAUAAUGGAAUUUCCAGGUCGACUGAUAUCUGACGCGCAAUGCUGCAGUGAUCCUCCAGAUCGAGCAGCGGCACGAUCCCUGACUGAGCGUCAGAUCAUUACCUGCGGUGAUCAUCCGCAACAUAGGACUUCUGGCCAGCCAAAGCUAGCGUGUACAGUUGGCAAAUGAGGGUGGGUGGUGUUCCAUGCUACCGGUACUCAACGUUUUGCAUGAACCAAUUGAUGUCCAAAUUGAUGAAACGACAUGAAGCGAAUUCGAAGGCCG